Cotesia congregata is the source of this 1149-nucleotide messenger RNA. NCBI's taxonomy places the organism in Eukaryota, Metazoa, Arthropoda, Insecta, Hymenoptera, Braconidae. The record is from the annotation of a GenBank genome assembly.
AUGGGGUCAGUUGAACCAGCAAUCCCGGGGACGAUUGAACCGUGGAGAAGCAUAGGAGACAAGCUUAAAUCAUGUAUAAACGUUCAAAGCUAUGUACAAUCCUCCAUGAUUAUCUCCACUGCGUUAAAAGAUAUCAUGUGUGAUUACGCUCGACCAAACAUAAAUGAUGCAUGUUCAGGAAAGACCAUCACAGUCGUGCAGUUGCUUCAACAAAUAAGGGGAAAUAAUAUUCCUUUUUAUGGCAAGGUCUCAACAUUGCGCAAAUUAUUGCACGAUAUUGGGUUCAGUCACAUAAGAAGGAAUAAUAAUCGCUACUUGGUUGAACAACCCCAUAUAAUCGCUGCUCGGAUUGAGUUUCUUGGAAGAUAUAAGUAUUACUUUGACCGCAAAAGGCGCUUUAUCUUCCAAGAUGAGACGUGGAUCUUCCGCAAUGGUACUGGAAAAACCUUCGAGUGGCAGGAUUCCAGUACCCGAAGCGUCUCGUGUAAUAUUGCAAUAAAAUACAAUUUUGCAAUACUCAUCAAAAAACUGUCCAUGGAAUGCUUGAUUCGGUCGGAAAAACAACCCACAAGUGCGUGGAAGAAACCGGCGCUCAUCAAUUGGUUGACGGAAAAUAAAAUUCCUCACGACGCCAGAUCUACAGUUAAAGAUCUAUACGCGUUGUGUCAGAGUUAUAAAAAGCCAAUUAGCCAUGAAAUCACUGAAAUAAUCCAUAAAAGUGGCCAUGAAGUCCUCAAAACACCUCCAUACUGCUAUUUCUAUAACCCAAUCGAACUCGUUUGGGGCUUUUGUAAGCGUUAUUAUGAUGCUCAUGUGGCACCAGACUGCGAUUACAGUGAGAAGAAAGCUAUGCAAAUAUGGGAAGAAGCCUUAUCUCAAGUCACUCCCGAACGGUGGAAUCGAUACGUCGAUCAUACUGAGAAAAAACUUUGCGACUACAGACUGGCGCAAGUAGUGCGGCCAACAACUUCAUCUUUGACCCCCGCCACUUCACCAGCUGGUCUUCGCGCCCUGACAAUUUUGACAAGCAAAAUUGAUUCAAACUACCCCGAGUUUUGCAGUUGCGACUACAGACUGGCGCAAGUAGUGCGGCCAAUAUACUUCUUUGGUCCCGCCACUUCACCAACUGGCCUAUCGUACCCUAGCUAA